Molecule: messenger RNA, 427 nt
Organism: Hyaloscypha bicolor E
Lineage: Eukaryota; Fungi; Ascomycota; Leotiomycetes; Helotiales; Hyaloscyphaceae
Exons: 1
Coding region: 91-336 (81 amino acids)
Source: RefSeq, a predicted model, not a curated record
CUGGCGAUGGCCUAUCUUGCUCCUCCACUCAAGAGUUUCCAGGAAAGCGAAAAGGGAACUUCAAUGAAGCGUACUUUUCUGGGGAAGUAGAUGACGGAGGCGGUUGAGAGGGUUAAUAAGAAGGUGAGGGGCGCCAAGAAGAGGGGGACGAGCAUGGCUGUUGUUGCGACAGCGUGGAGUUUGAGCAAGCUGCUUAUGACAGCUCCAAUCAUUGGGCCGUCGAAGAUUGAGAGGGUUGAUGAAGCGAAUCGGGCGGUUAACUUUGAGUUGUCGAAGGAGGAGGUGGACAGCAUUGAUCGCUUGUAUGAGCCGAAAAAUGUGAUCGGGUUUAAGUAAGAUUUGAUGGGGAAUACUCAAACGAAAUCACCAGAGUCAAGGAGCAAAUCUCGUAUCUGUUCUGCACAAGUUAAAAUAGACUAAAUUAUGA